Molecule: messenger RNA, 1457 nt
Organism: Nothoprocta perdicaria
Lineage: Eukaryota; Metazoa; Chordata; Aves; Tinamiformes; Tinamidae
Gene: NOP56
Product: NOP56 ribonucleoprotein
Exons: 8
Cellular component (GO): box C/D methylation guide snoRNP complex; small-subunit processome
Molecular function (GO): snoRNA binding
Source: RefSeq, a predicted model, not a curated record
CCGGCCCCGCCAGGCAUCCGCCUGCACUUCCACGCGCUCGUCAAGGGGCUCACGGCGCAGUCGGCCUCCAAGGCGCAGCUGGGCCUGGGCCACAGCUACUCGCGCGCCAAGGUGAAGUUCAACGUGAACCGCGUGGACAACAUGAUCAUCCAGUCCAUCAGCCUGCUGGACCAGCUCGACAAGGACAUCAACACCUUCUCCAUGCGCGUGCGCGAGUGGUACGGCUACCACUUCCCCGAGCUCAUCAAGAUCGUGGGCGACAACUACACCUACUGCCGCCUGGCCAAGCUCAUCGGCAACCGCAGGGAGCUGGGCGAGGAGCGGCUCGCCGCGCUCGAGGAGCUGCUCAUGGACAGCGCCAAGGCGCAGGCCGUGCUCGAGGCCUCGCGCUCCUCCAUGGGCAUGGACAUCUCGCCCAUCGACCUCAUCAACAUCGAGAGCUUCUCCAGCCGCGUCAUCUCGCUCUCCGAGUACCGCAAGGGGCUGCAGGAGUAUCUGCGCUCCAAGAUGAGCCAGGUGGCACCCAGCCUCUCGGCGCUCAUCGGCGAGGUGGUGGGCGCCCGCCUCAUCUCGCACGCCGGCAGCCUCACCAACCUGGCCAAGUACCCGGCGUCCACCGUGCAGAUCCUGGGGGCGGAGAAGGCCCUUUUCAGGGCGCUGAAGACGCGCGGCAACACGCCCAAGUACGGCCUCAUCUUCCACUCGACGUUCAUCGGGCGCGCGGCCGCCAAGAACAAGGGCCGCAUCUCGCGCUACCUGGCCAACAAGUGCACCAUCGCCUCGCGCAUCGACUGCUUCUCAGAGGUGCCCACCAGCGUCUUCGGCGACAAGCUGCGCGAGCAGGUGGAGGAGCGCCUGGCCUUCUACGAGACGGGCGAGCCGCCGCGCAAGAACCUGGACGUCAUGAAGGAGGCCGUGGUGGAGGCCCGCGAGGUGGUGGCUGAGGUCAGGAGGAAGCAGGAGAAGAAGGAGAAGAAGAGGAAGAAGCGGGAGAAGCGGCGGCUGGAGGCGCUGGCCGCGGGCGCCGAGGCCAUGGAGGACGCGGAGAUGGAGACGCAGGAAAAUGAGACAGAGCCCAAGAAGAAGAAGAAAAAGAAGCAGGAGCCAGAGCCAGAGCCGGAGGCAGCGUCAGAGCCCGAGGAGAACGGGCUGGAGGAGGAGGAGGAAGAGGAGGAGCCCCAGCCCAAGAAGAAGAGGAAAGUGGGGACAGAGACUGUGCAGCUGGACAAGAAGAAGAAGAAGAAGAAGAAGGUGGCAAAGGAGGCAGAGGACUGAGCCCGGCUGCUGCCCGUGGCGCCUGCCCCGGUGCCGCCCAGGGCCCGUGGGGGGAGACGCCCCGUACUGCGUUGUGGGCGCUGUGCCCGGCGGGUGGAAGCACCGGCCCGGCCCGCGGCCCUGCUGCUUUGUGCAGCCCUGUCUGCAGCACCAGCGCUUCGUGCAGCCCAGGGCUGCAGCUG